AUGGCGGCUGAGCUUCAAAACCUUCAGGAUCUGAGGCAUACUGCCUCACUAGCCACCAAGGUGUUUGUUCAGAGGGACUACAGCGAGGGCACCGUCUGCAAGUUCCACACCAAACUUCCAGCAGAACUCAACAGCAGGAUUGAGCGGACCCUGUUUGAAGACACCGUGAAGACACUCAAUAACUACUAUGCAGAGGCCGAGAAGAUCAGCGGUCAGUCUUACCUGGAAGGCUGCUUGGCCUGUGUGUCAGCUUACGUUAUAUUCCUCUGCAUGGAGACACAAUAUGAGAAGGUCUUAAAAAAGAUCUCCAUGUAUAUUCAGGAGCAGAAUGAGAACGUUUAUGCACCCCGAGGACUUCUUAUCACUGACCCUAUUGAGAGGGGCAUGAGAGUGAUAGAGAUCUCUGUCUUUGAGGAUCGCAGCUCCACCGGCUCCAGUUCCAGUGGUAGCUCCGCAUCUGGCAGCAGUGCUCGGUGA
Molecule: messenger RNA, 477 nt
Organism: Neoarius graeffei (lesser salmon catfish)
Lineage: Eukaryota; Metazoa; Chordata; Actinopteri; Siluriformes; Ariidae
Gene: golga7bb
Product: golgin A7 family, member Bb
Exons: 5
Coding region: 1-477 (158 amino acids)
Biological process (GO): protein targeting to membrane; peptidyl-L-cysteine S-palmitoylation
Cellular component (GO): palmitoyltransferase complex
Source: RefSeq, a predicted model, not a curated record